UAGAAAUAAGACAAACUAUGAUGAAUCUUUCAUCAUUGAAAUGUCUUUAAUGUCUUAUAUAAACAGUUCAAAAUGAGUUCUGGUUGGGAACGUAUACGCUUACGUGUAGAGACAGGAGAGAGUUUAGAGCCUGAAAUGCCUAAAGAUACUCGCACUUUGUCCACUCAUGUUCUGGAUACAUCGCUAGGUAAGGCAGCAGUAGAUGUUCCCUUAUCGGUUUAUCGUCUCUUGGAAAAUCAACAGUGGCAGGAAUUAAAACAGGCCGCAACUGAUAAAGAUGGUCGUGCAAGUCAACUGCUGGAGACAAAUGAUUUUAAGAGUGGAAUUUAUAAACUACAAUUUAAUGUGCAGAAAUACUACGAUAAUUUAGGCGUCGCAUGUUUCUAUCCAUUUAUUGAGAUUGUCGUUAAAUGUGUGGCUGGUCAACAUUAUCAUAUACCUUUAUUGUUGUCUCCAUUUGGCUAUACUACCUAUAGAGGAACAUAAUAAAAUAAUCUAUUAUAAAUAAUAAUUGGAAAA
Molecule: messenger RNA, 519 nt
Organism: Lucilia sericata (common green bottle fly)
Lineage: Eukaryota; Metazoa; Arthropoda; Insecta; Diptera; Calliphoridae
Product: 5-hydroxyisourate hydrolase
Exons: 2
Coding region: 73-486 (137 amino acids)
Biological process (GO): purine nucleobase metabolic process
Molecular function (GO): hydroxyisourate hydrolase activity
Source: RefSeq, a predicted model, not a curated record